AUGGCUAGCCGGCCACCCUCUCCCUCCGCUGAGAAAGCAGAAAAAAAGACGGACCUGAAAGAUGGGGAUAGCGGUCGGCAUGCCUUGAAUGGGCCUGAGACCAACCCUGUCGCUGUCCAGGCCGAGAAUGCCUCACAUGGUGAGGGCCACAAAGAACUUCGCACCAACGGCAAACGCGAACUUAUGGAAGACGAAUGCUACGACAAGCUGGGGUUUUGUUUCCCGUGGUACCGCAAGUGGACUAUAUUGACAGUCAUCUUCGCAGUCCAAAUGUCAAUGAACUUCAACACAGGUGUCUAUUCAAACGCAGUCACGGGCCUGGUAGAGGAGUUCAAUAUCAGUGAGCAGGCAGCCCGGGUGGGCCAAAUGAUUUUUCUGGUCGCCUAUGCUUUCGGGUGCGAGCUCUGGGCCCCCUGGAGUGAGGAAUUUGGUCGCUGGCCGAUCAUGCAGCUCAGUCUUUUCCUAGUCAACAUCUGGCAGAUCCCCUGCGCCUUGGCCCCGAAUUUCGGUACCAUUGUUGUCUGUCGGUUCCUGGGGGGUCUUAGUUCGGCUGGUGGCUCGGUGACCCUGGGUAUGACGGCUGAUAUGUGGGAAGCAGACGACCAGGGCUAUGCAGUCGCCUAUGUCGUCUUGUCUUCUGUGGGUGGUUCCACGAUUGGGCCGGUAUUUGGUGGAUUCAUCGGUCAAUACCUCUCCUGGCACUGGGUUUUCUGGGUUCAAUUGAUUUUCGGAGGUGUCACCCAGAUCCUGCAUUUCUUUUUGGUCCCUGAAACUCGUGCUACCAUCCUCAUUGACCGCGAAGCCAAGCGUCGGCGCAAGAACGGUGAGGAUGUCUGGGGCCCCGAUGAACUCAAGACCCCUCGUCUGGACGCAAAGGACGUCCUGCGGAUCUGGCGUCGGCCGUUUGAGAUGUUUCUGCGGGAGCCGAUCGUCCUGUUCCUUUCCCUUUUGUCUGGAUUCUCCGAUGCUUUAAUCUUUAUCUUCACCGAAUCUUUCACGCUGGUGUUUGAGCAGUGGAACUUCAACACCAUGGAGAUUGGAUUAACUUUUGUGGCCAUUCUUAUCGGAUAUAUCAUUGCAUAUCUUAUCUUCUUGCCUGAUGUAAGACGCCAAAUGAAGAUCCGAAAAACCCAUGGCAAUGGCGCUCGUUUGGCUGAGCGUCGUCUUCUUCUCCUACUCUUUAUUGCGCCGCUCGAACCGAUUGGUCUGCUUGGUUUCGCGUGGACAUCAAUGGGACCGGCCUACACGCCGUGGAUUGCUCCAUGCAUAUUCGCAACCAUGAUUGCGAUGGCCAAUUACGGUAUCUAUAUGGCUACGAUUGAUUACAUGGUGGCCGCCUACGGUCCAUAUUCGGCCUCCGCAACCGGCGGCAAUGGUUUUGCUCGGGAUUUCCUCGCCGGUAUUGCAAGCAUGUAUGCAACCCCAAUGUACACCAACAUCGGCGGUGAGCGCCAUCUGCAGUGGGCCAGCACCAUUCUGGGCUGUAUUGCCUUCUUGGUCAUGAUUCCACUCUACGUUUUCUACUGGAAGGGGCCGGAAAUCCGCAGGAGAAGCAAAUUCGCGCAGACCUUGGAGGCAGACCGACAGCUUCACGCGGGCCGCCGGGCAAGCCAGCUGCGACCAAACGAGGAACCAUAUGGUGCUUCACCAUGA
This is a messenger RNA of Penicilliopsis zonata CBS 506.65, 1653 nucleotides long. RefSeq lists its product as hypothetical. Gene Ontology annotation, biological process: transmembrane transport. Lineage: Eukaryota; Fungi; Ascomycota; Eurotiomycetes; Eurotiales; Aspergillaceae. Bases 1 to 1653 code for a protein of 550 amino acids. The transcript has 2 exons. The record is from RefSeq and is a predicted model, not a curated record. Gene Ontology annotation, molecular function: transmembrane transporter activity.